ACACCCGGGUCCCGUCGCUUCGAGGCUCGAGUCUAUAAGAAGUAUGACAUGCCCCAGGGUGGAGGAUAGAUUUUCACACACACACAAGUCAAGUCAUUCGCUACUUUUCUAAUCAGAUUACUUUCACUUUCCACUCGCUAUCACCAUCUUUUGGAUCUUUCUUCCACAAAAACCUAUACAUCUCCAUAUUCAAGAUGCGUUCAUUCGUCGCCGUCGCCGCCGCCGCCUCGCUCAUCUCCUCGACCGCCGCUGCCCCCUGGGGACCUGGUGGCUGGUGGGGCAACCGCCUCAAUCCCGGCAAAUGCCUGACUCCAGACUCGGUCAACUAUCUCGUGGCCGGGUUUGAAGGACUCAUCGCCGCUUACACCGAUGCCGACGCCGACAGGCUGUUGUCCGAAGACUUUACCGACUUCUCGGACAGCAUCAACUCGCUCGCUGGUUACCCUGUUGGUGGAGUGACAUUCCCCAGCAAGGCUGCCUUCAAGGCUGGCCAGGGUGCUCAACCCGCAGUGCCCAUUGAGACACUGGCCAUCGACGCCUACACAUGCGACACUAUUGCUCUUCGAUGGCUCGCCACCCUGCAGCCCGAACCAGUCAAGGGCAUCACUAUCUUGAAGGCAUCCAACACCGCAGGACAGAAGGACACCUGGCAGAUCAAGACCAUCUUCACCGAGUUCAACAGCAUUGCAUGGCUCAAGGACAUUGGCGGCAGCGUCACUCUGCCCAGCCGUGGUUAAACAUUGCAAGUUCUUGAGGGGAUUGGGUGGUCAUUAGCGAAGGCGUCGAAAACAUGUCACAAGGUUAUUUUUGCGAAUAUUACAUAUUGUAUUUGCUGAUUGGAACGAAUUGGUUGUCAUGAGCUUCAAAGGGUAGACACCAAAAAGUAAUGGGGACAUGGGAGAGAUGUCCUGGUACUGGUGUUUGCACGUCAAUACUAUAAUUCUCUCCACAUUGCAUAUUAUCAUUCUCAGUGGCAGCGUCAUAUGAAAGAUGGCUUAGCUGUCGAUUCCUUGUGUGUGAUUUGUUCAACGUGAAUUCUGCUGGUGUAUUCUGGGACACCGAAGACCCAACCAGGGCCAUCAUCUAUUCAUCAUGGACGAGGAUGUAUUUGGCACUUUUUCCACUUUUCUUAUCUUCUGCCGUGUGUGCAUAUCUUGGCCGAACGUUACACCUGUCAGCAGCUGAAAGGUGAAACCACCCUCCGGCACUAAGGACUUUGGGAGCGAAGAGGAAUCUACUCCGUACAGAGUACGGGGGAAUAAGAGUUCUUGGGGUUUUGGACAGAGCAUCGGCGGCCGAGCAUACGGUUGCCUCCUCCGUAUCAGAAAGGAAAAAAGUACGUCUUCUGCUACCCUACAGACUCGUAAGCUAAUGAUGCUGAAACUCCACACGUGGACACACUAUGGACUUCGCUAUACGACUGAAGGAGCCAGGUGAUGAUUGCCAUUGGGUGCUGAAAGCUCCCUGAGAUAAAUGUCGUCAAGGCCAAGGUCGACGGUGCUUUAUAGCGUAUGUUCAUACGAGUAGAUGUGCCGUGCGUGCUUCGAGUGACGGGGUGGGGAUCGGGGCAGGGCCUCCCGUUUUGACUACAAAUUUGUAUGUCCAGUAUUGAUGGAUUCUAUCCUCGAGAAUGGUGAAAUGAAAAUAUCCUCAAA
Exophiala mesophila is the source of this 1655-nucleotide messenger RNA. RefSeq lists its product as uncharacterized. The transcript has a single exon. The coding region runs from base 195 to 737 and encodes 180 amino acids. The record is from RefSeq and is a predicted model, not a curated record. Lineage: Eukaryota; Fungi; Ascomycota; Eurotiomycetes; Chaetothyriales; Herpotrichiellaceae.